AUUUUGUAAUUAAGCCCGUUGUUGCAUUCUUAUCACACAACCGUAUUUAUAUUUACUGAGUCAUUACAGUAUAAAGGCAGUGCAGUAAGGGUCAAUGGUACCCAAUAGUAUUUUUAACUAACAAUCUUUUGAUUAUUUUCACAUACAAUACCAAGUCAAAAGUAUAUAUUUUAUGAAGUGAGUCUUAAAGAUAAAGCAUCAAUGAUGAUGACAUUGGCAUUUUGGAAUCUUGUCAAAACUUAAGAAAACAGGAAGUCCAUGCACAUGAGCAAGAACUGAGCAGGGAUACAGCUUCAAAUUGAAGAGGCACAAAAAGUUUAGGAAAUGAUUUUUUACAGGGCAAAUUAUCCAAGUGGGAAAUUAAACUGGCAUAUAAUACAAGCUGUUUCUUUGGUUGCCAUCAGCUAUGAAAUGUUAUCUGGAAAGGGUGGCGUGAAGGCCUGGACAUACCAUUAUAACAUUACUCCAAACAUGAACUGGGACACAGCUCGACAGUGGUGCAGGGACCACUUUACUGAUAUGGUUGCAAUUCAGAAUCAAAAAGAGAUAAAAUACCUGAAUGAUGUCUUACCAAGUAACCCUAACUACUACUGGAUCGGUAUCAGGAAGAUCAAUGACAGGUGGACAUGGGUUGGAACUAACAAAACCUUAAAGAAAGAAGCUGAAAACUGGGCCCCUGGUGAGCCAAACAAUAAAGGAAGAGCUCAGGACUGCGUGGAGAUUUACAUCAAGCGUUCUUCCCAUGCUUCAAAAUGGAACGACGAAAGGUGUACAAGACAAAAGGGAGCCCUGUGCUUUCAAGCCUCUUGCACAGCCUCCUCCUGCACUGCCUGGGGGGAAUGUAUAGAAACAAUUGGAAACUAUACAUGCAAUUGCUACCCGGGAUUCAAGGGACCACGCUGUGAAUAUGCUAUGGAAUGUGAAAAUCUACACCCCCCACACCACGGCACCAUGAACUGUAGCCACUUGUUUGGACCAUUUCAAUUCAACUCAUCUUGUGAUUUUGGCUGUAACCAAGGCUUUGUGAUGGCUGGAUCAGGGCUGCUACAGUGUCAAGCAUCAGGACAGUGGACAACAGACUCACCAACAUGCCAAGCUGUAAAGUGUAACGCAUUGAAUACUCCCAUAAGAGCAAUCCUAAACUGCACCCACCCUUUGGAAGACAACAGUUUUAACUCCACCUGCGAGAUUGGUUGUGAAAAGGGGUUUUCAUUGAGUGGACCAAACAGGUUACAGUGUACAGCAAGAGGACAGUGGAUAGGACAGAUGCCAACAUGCAAAGCUGUAAAAUGUGAAGCGCUAAGUAUCCCCAGUCAUGGUUCAAUGGACUGUGCGCAUCCAAUUGAGAAGUUCAGUUAUAACUCAGGGUGCUGGUUUGGCUGUGAAGAAGGCUUUCUUCUCAAUGGAACAAACUCCACACAGUGCACUUCACAGGGUCGAUGGUCUGCACAGACUCCAUCCUGUCAAGCUCUAAAAUGCCAGUCAUUAAAGACUCCAAUCCGAGGUGUGAUGAACUGCUCACAUCCAUUUGGAGACUACAGAUUCAACUCAAGCUGUGAGAUGGGCUGUGAAGAAGGUUUCAUAAUGAGGGGUUCAGACAUCCUGCAGUGUAAUGCCUCUGGACUGUGGACAGAACCCCUGCCCACAUGCCAAGCUGUAAAAUGUGAAGCGCUAAGUAUCCCCAGUCAUGGUUCAAUGGACUGUGCGCAUCCAAUUGAGAAGUUCAGUUAUAACUCAGGGUGCUGGUUUGGCUGUGAAAAAGGCUUUCUUCUCAAUGGAACAAACUCCACACAGUGUACUUCACAGGGUCGAUGGUCUGCACAGACUCCAGCCUGUCAAGCUCUAAAAUGCGAGUCAUUAAAGACUCCAGUCCGAGGUGUGAUGAACUGCUCACAUCCAUUUGGAGACUACAGAUUCAACUCGAGCUGUGAGAUGGGCUGUGAAGAAGGUUUCAUAAUGAGGGGUUCAGACAUCCUGCAGUGUAAUGCCUCUGGACUGUGGACAGAACCCCUGCCCACAUGCCAAGCAGUUGUAGAAUGUCCUCCAUUGCCUAUAUCAUCAGCAGUGGAAAUGAACUGCUCCCAUCCAAUUGGAUAUUUUAGUUUCCUUUCCAGCUGUUACUUUAGCUGUGCAGAAGGGUCUAAGCUUAAUGGAACAAAUAGGCUUCACUGCACCUCUGAUGGGCAAUGGACUGGAACCGUUCCUUCUUGUGCAGCACAGGUGAUGUCUACUGGAAUGGCACUGUUACUGUACACUGGUGUGGGCUCAGGAGCUGCGGUUUUGCUGCUUCUUCUUGGUGGAUUCGUGUUUCUGAUUGUAAAACGUCUUGCCAGGCAAAGUGACAAACAAAUACUUUGUCCUGAAGGGAAUAGUGCUGUUUUAGAAGAAUGUGCAAAUCCUGCAUAUGAUGGAAUCUAAGACCCCUAGCGGCACUGUGAAUGUUUAUGGCAGACCAGAGGACAAUUUGACCCCAUUUUGAUUCAGUUAAAUUUAUUCCCUGCUUUGUGAGAGAGAAAGCUGGAGUGGCUGGUUUUAAAAUAUUGCACUCUGUAUGUGCGUUCUGUAAUGAACUUAAUAUAACAAUGUUGAGAGUUCUAGUGCUGAAAAACUUCGUCAAAUUUAAUGGUACGGUUUUUUUAAAGCUUUUUUUUUUGCUGGAUCAAUCUAUCUUGCAUUCAUCAUUCAGCUAGACUAGAUAAAACACACUGAACCUUUGUGAUAAUACAUUUCUAAAACAAAUUCUAAUAUACAAUGGUUCUUUCUUGAUAAAUUAAAUUGUCUACCUAUCGAUACUUGAUCAUUUAUCAAAGUGUUUAUACUAAUGUUACAGUAAGUUUCCCAAGUUAUCUGUUUUUAAAAUAAGAUUAAUUUUUUUUAAUCCCGGAAACACAUGGACCCAAAUUUGCCUCACAUACAGGUCAGAUCAUCUGAAAUGAAUUGGAGAUGGGAAGCUGCUAUUUUAAAGACCCAGUGUUAGGCAGCAGCAGUCCUACCCCUGCCUUUCCCAGUGGGUGCUACUGUUGAACAAGUAUUUACAAGAAGUGAAAUUGAAGAAUAAGUUACAGAUGCCCGAAAAAUGAGCUUCACAAUAUAUGCAUUCUGCUUUUCUAACCAAAAAAGUCUAGGAAUAAAGGCAUAAUCUUAUUAUGAUGUCAAAAUGAAUUUUGCUCUCUUUGUUUUAUGUUGCAAUCAUUUGCCGUGAACAUUUGAACAUGUUUAAUUUGUUUAAACUUAUUUUCACUGCCUGUCGAUAUUCAAUU
This is a messenger RNA of Acipenser ruthenus (sterlet), 3260 nucleotides long. Its product is annotated as P-selectin. Gene Ontology annotation, cellular component: membrane; external side of plasma membrane. The record is from RefSeq and is a predicted model, not a curated record. The transcript has 15 exons. Gene Ontology annotation, biological process: heterophilic cell-cell adhesion; response to cytokine; leukocyte tethering or rolling. Gene Ontology annotation, molecular function: oligosaccharide binding; sialic acid binding. The coding region runs from base 325 to 2418 and encodes 697 amino acids. NCBI's taxonomy places the organism in Eukaryota, Metazoa, Chordata, Actinopteri, Acipenseriformes, Acipenseridae.